AUGUUCACGAGUCGGGCAGAGCUCCUGGAUAAAAACGAGACAACCGCUCAGCAUGAGCGUUCUCAGCGUGAGGAAGCUGAGAAAGUGGAGCAAGACAAAAGGAAUACGCAUCCAAGAGAAGGGGGAUUGUUCCGGGGUACAUUCAAUAAACCAAUCCAUCAGGCGCCCAUCAUCGACGUUGAAGAUAAUGUCAUUCGCUGUCCGCGCUGUUCUUGGGAACUUGAAGAUGAUGCCGGCUGCGCGCGCUGUGGAUACCAUCGAGACGAUCAAUCAGUAACGGACGCUUCCGAAUCGGUGACCGGAUGGACCGAAGAGGAGGAGAACUCUGAGAUGACUGAUUACUACGAUGACGAAGUUGACGUUGGGUUUGGCGGUGGCUACCGCAAUGGCUGGGCACUCGAUCAACUUUUCCACCAUCUAACUCCCGCUCUCCGGGGCCAAAUUCAACGCCUCCCUUCCGUCGACUCAGCAAGUCUUGACUAUUCGGAAAUCGACGACUACGAUGGCGGGGAAGAGGAUGCUGAUAUGGAUUCUUUCAUUGAUGACGACGAACAUAUCGGCCGCGAUUACGUCUCUGAUUCAGAUAUAUCUACCGUCGUCGGUGGUCUGGACCGUAACGGAGCCCAUUACGACGGGUCACAGUUGGACUCUGACUCUUCAAUGUCACACACUAGUGAUGAUGAGGAUAGUUUGAACGAGCUUACGCCAACUGGAUCCAGCUACCUGGACCACGAUGAGCAAGAUGAUGAACAUGACGUCGACGACGACGAUGACGACGAUGAGCCUGUACGGCCGCCCGUCAACGGGAACCGCCGUCGUCGGGGACCUACCUACGAUGAAGUAGUGAUAUCAGUGAGAACUCAGUCAAAUUCACCCCCGACUGUUUUCACCUCCAGAAUAUCGCAUCAAACGAGUUCCCACUCGGCUCGUCGCAGUAUGUCAUCUCAUCAGAAUCAAGCGUCUACUGCGGGAUCAUCGGCCUAUAAUGCGAUUAACCUGGAAGAUGAUUCUGACGAGGGCCCCGUUGGACCGUCACGGCGGGCAAGAAACAGAAGGGGUUGCAGGGUUCAAGUCUACUGA
Molecule: messenger RNA, 1080 nt
Organism: Aspergillus thermomutatus
Lineage: Eukaryota; Fungi; Ascomycota; Eurotiomycetes; Eurotiales; Aspergillaceae
Exons: 1
Coding region: 1-1080 (359 amino acids)
Source: RefSeq, a predicted model, not a curated record